Dendronephthya gigantea is the source of this 2066-nucleotide messenger RNA. Its product is annotated as sodium-dependent multivitamin transporter-like. The transcript is spliced from 16 exons. Bases 36 to 1832 code for a protein of 598 amino acids. Gene Ontology annotation, biological process: sodium ion transport; transmembrane transport. NCBI's taxonomy places the organism in Eukaryota, Metazoa, Cnidaria, Anthozoa, Malacalcyonacea, Nephtheidae. The record is from RefSeq and is a predicted model, not a curated record. Gene Ontology annotation, molecular function: symporter activity. Gene Ontology annotation, cellular component: membrane.
AGCGAUUCAAACAUUGAGAAAGGGAGACUAUAGAAAUGGCGGAAAAAUCUUUUCAUCCGGUGGAUUAUGUUGUAUUUGGUUUGAUGCUGUUAAUAUCCGCGGGUAUUGGUAUCUACCAUGGCUGUACUGGGGGUAAACAACGUACAACCAGUGAAUAUUUGCUGGGCAACCGUAACAUGAAUACUUUGCCCAUUGCUAUAUCACUACUAGUCACGUUUCUCUCCGCAAUAACGUUACUUGGCGUUCCUAGCGAGAUCUUUACAUACGGAGCGCAAUACAUGGUUGUGCUCUUUUCUUACUUUCUUCUAACGGCGACUGCUGCUAUCAUUUUUGUUCCAAUUUUCCAUGGAUUGCGUUUGACCAGUGUUCACGAGUACCUUGAAUUAAGGUUUGGUCAUGGAGUGAGAACACUUGGUUUCAUAUUAUUUCUUGUACAUUACAUGCUGUAUCUUUCCGUGGCCUUAUAUGCUCCAUCAUUAGCCCUUCAGGCAGUUGCUGGGGUACCUCUUGUGGUUUCGAUCAUUUCAACAGGCGUCGUUUGUACGUUCUACACAGCAUUGGGCGGCCUGAAAGCUGUGAUUUGGACGGAUGUAUUUCAAUCAAUUGUGAUGGUUGGUGGUCUUAUAACCAUAUUUGUUGUUGGAACAAUCAAUGUUGGGGGAUUUGACCAAGUUUGGAAGAUCAACAAGGAGAGAGGAAGGCUAACAUUUUUCGAUUUCAAUCCAGACCCAACAAUUCGGAACACAUUCUGGACAUUAGCAAUUGGUGGUACAUUUACCGUAAUACUUCCAUGGACUGUUAGUCAAACCGCUGCCCAGAGAUUUUUGGCAUCAAAAGAUGUAAAGACUGCACAAAGAGCUUUAUGGCUGAACAUUCCUGGUCUCAUUUUUAUUAUAACUUUCUGCUGUCUGGACGGUCUCGUGAUUUUUGCUGUGUAUGCUGAUUGUGAUCUCAAGAAAGCUGGACAUAUUACCAACAAUGACCAGGUUUUACCUUAUUUUGUGAUUGACAAACUGGGUCACUUAAAAGGAGUACCUGGACUUUUCAUGGCUUGUCUAUUCAGUGGAGCUUUGAGUUCGAUCUCUUCAGGUCUUAAUUCAUUAAUCGCAGUCACUUUGGAAGACGUAGUCAAGAAAAGAUGGACAAGUCUAUCAGAUUAUGAAGCAACAAUUUUGUCGAAACUGUUAGCUGUGGUGUAUGGUAUUAUUGUGAUAUGUGGGGCUUUCGCUGUAGAAUUCGUUGGUACAUUGGUUUUACAGCUCGCGUACACUAUAUCUGGUCUAAUUGGUGGUCCUUUGGCUGGAAUUUUCUUCCUGGGAGUUUUGCUACCAAGAGCAAAUUAUAAAGGUGCCUAUGUUGGAGCUUUGGUUGGUUUCUCAAUGUCAGUAACUAUUGCAAUAAGUAGCAUACUUUACCCCCCUGACAAAAUGGCUGCUAGUAUCUCUAUCAAGAAAUGCGAUUUCUUCAAUGCUACCAGCUACGCAAAUAUAACUGGUGACGGAAUCAUAUCGAGGAACUUCAUACCCCACAGUGAACCUUUCGCAAAGCUUGGCAGGCUGUCAUACCUUUGGUAUAGUGCUACUGCCCUUGCUGCAACAUUUGUUGUAGGAGCUAUAGUUAGCUUAAUAUGUGAAACAAAGAGUGAUCGUCAGUCCCGACCUGGUCCCGAACUUCUGUUCAGCAUUCCAGACUUUUUUCGAUCAUUGAUAUGUUGCGGUAAAGACAACUGGAACGUGGCCAGAGAUUCCUCAUCUCAUCGCCGUCCUCGUGAAGAAAAGCGUUUUAUCGUAACCGCAAAAGGUGAAGAUCUGGAGAUGGACAAGUUAAAUUAGUUGAAUUCCAAAGGCUCUGGCAAACGAAAAAAGAAACAUGCAUGUAGUAUUCUAUGUAUAGUCAUCUGUUGUAUAAUGAUGUAUAGCUAUACGUAUAUAGAAUUCGAGUCCUUUUCUCCUUGUCACUUAAUAGUUAUUAUACUUUCUCAGAAGAUAGUAUCUUUAGGGUAAUCUUUACUCCUUAGUCUAUCAAUAAAGAGUUUGGCGUACAUGAUUCACGUCACAAUUAUAUAU